AGUUCAGUAUUCGAGCAAACUAACUUACACCAGUUCUUUUUUCCAUGCCACGGGGCUGCGGUCGUAAUGAAUUUGAUAGCAAAUGGCUUACAACUACUUCAAGUUAUUUCAUACGCUUCGGGAGUUCCUCCCUUAGUUAGAAUUGGUGCCAUAUUUUCAAACCACGCCGAAAAGUAUACUUCGGAAAUGGCAUUUAAAUACGCUAUACAUAGGUUAAAUAUGGACCAAAGUCUCUUGCCAGAGACUACCAUGGAUUACUACAUCGAACAUGUAAACCGAUUUGACUCUUUUGAGACAGUUCAAAAGGUGUGCAAACUUAUAAAUGUUGGUGUUCAAGCUGUUUUUAGUCCAACUGAUACGAUUUUGGCUACUCAUAUUAAUUCAGUUUGCGAUGCCUUGGACAUACCAAGUAUAGGCCGGUCUGUCCAUGACUUCUCACUGAACGUGUUUCCAUCGCAGCAAUACGUAAAUCAGGCAUUUAACGAUGUAAUUCAUUAUCUGAAUUGGACCCGCUUCGGAAUUUUGCAUGAAAAAAAACACGGAAUUAUAAAUUUGAAACAGCUAUCCCGCUCUAUUCAAUGUGAAGUGCACAUGAGACAAGUUUCUCGAGGGUCGUAUCUGUCUGUUCUGAACGCUUUUAAGGGAAAGGAAAUUCACAAUAUUAUAAUUGAUACUAAUUCGGACGGAAUUUCGGUUUUAUUAAAAAAUAUAUUACAGCAGCAAAUGAAUGAAUACAAAUACCAUUAUUUGUUUACCAGUUUUGACUUGGAAAUGUAUGAUCUGGAAGAUUUUAAAUAUAAUUUUGUAAACAUUACAUCAUUUCGAUUGGUCGACAUAGAAGAUGUUGGCGUAAAGCAGAUUUUAAAGGGUCUCCGAUCUUUUCAGCACCAUAUGUUUCAAAAGCCACAAAAUCUACAUGUCAGAAAAUCUAUUUCCAUUGAGUCAGAGCCUGCCUUAAUGUUCGAUUCUGUGUACGUUUUUGCUAUUGGAUUACAAACAUUGAAACAAUCACAUACUUUAAACCUGUCUAAAAUAUCAUGCGACGAGGAAAAUCCAUGGAAUGGGGGUCUGAGCCUAAUUAAUUAUUUAAAUGCGGUUGAAUGGAAAGGUCUGACAGGUCCCAUUCAAUUUAAAGAGGGCCAGCGAGUACAAUUUAAGUUGGACUUAAUAAAACUGAAACAACAUUCCAUUAUAAAAGUUGGUGAAUGGACACCUCAUGGACAUUUAAACAUUACAGAACCAUCGAUGUUCUUUGAUACUGGUUUUAUGAAUGUGACACUGGUAGUCAUAACAAUACUGGAAACUCCUUACGUAAUGAUGCAUUACGGUAAAAAUUUUACGGGCAACGAACGAUUUUAUGGGUUUUGCGUUGAUAUACUUGAAACCAUUUCUCAUGAGGUUGGGUUUGAUUAUAUAUUGGAUUUGGUUCCCGAUAGAAAAUAUGGGGCCAAAGAUCCUGAAACUGGUGAAUGGAAUGGAAUGGUCGCUCAGCUGAUGAAAAAUAAGGCGGAUUUAGCCGUUGGUUCUAUGACUAUCACAUAUGCAAGAGAGAGUGUAAUCGAUUUCACUAAACCAUUUAUGAAUUUGGGAAUAAGUAUUUUAUUUAAGGUCCCAGCUUCAGAGCCGACAAGAUUAUUUUCCUUUAUGAAUCCGUUGGCAAUAGAAAUUUGGAUAUAUGUGCUUAUUGCAUAUUUCCUUGUAUCUAUUUCUAUAUAUGUUGUUGGUAAACUAUCGCCCAACGAGUGGAAGUAUAUCCACCCCUGCAAUUUAGAUAUUAUUUCAAUUGGCAACCAGUUUUCUCUAUCUGAUAGUUUUUGGUUUACUAUUGGAACUCUAAUGCAACAGUCUACCGAUAUUUAUCCCAGAGCAAUGUCAACACGAAUAAUAAGCAGUAUUUGGGGUUUUUUUUCGUUAAUUAUUGUGGCGUCUUACACUGCUAAUUUAGCUGCUUUUCUAACCACUGAACGUAUGAUUAACCCUAUUGAAAACGCAGAAGAUUUGGCUUCACAGACAGAAAUAUCUUAUGGCACUUUGGAUAGCGGUUCUACGAUGACUUUUUUUCGGGAUUCGAUGAUUGAAACAUACAAAAAAAUGUGGAGGAGCAUGGACAAUAAAAGAUCAACUGCAUUUACGACAACAUAUGAGGAUGGUAUAAGGCGAGUUAAUCAGGGUAAUUAUGCAUUUUUGAUGGAAUCCACAAUGCUUGAUUAUAUCGUGCAGAGAGAUUGUAAUUUGACACAAAUCGGAGGAUUGCUGGAUACGAAAGGUAUAAAUGAUACAUUUUUAGAAGAUGUAUAUGUAUUUGGAUAACACAAUUUAAUUUAAUUUAUUAAAAGUCAAUCAUUCAACUUAAUGGCUAUAAUAUAUAUAUAAUAUGGCUAUAUAUAUAUAUAAUAUUCAUGACUAAUAAUGUACAAAUAACAUAAACACAUAAUAGGAAGGUUUGUAACGAGAGAUCAAAAAUAUGUUAAUUACUCUUGAUAUCUACGAUCGAUACCUCUCUUUUCGCGCAAUAUCAUCUAUCAAAACAAAAGCUUGUAAUACCCAGAUUUCAGAUUGCCACAGAAAAAUGAGCUCGUUGAUACAUCGGUAACUAUAGAUGAUAUAAUUGGAAUCAAGCAUGUUUUUUUAUGACCCCAAUGCGUAUUAUUUUUUCCCCAUCUGGCCACAAUCUUAGGAUCAGGCAUACAUAUUUUUAAGAUGCCACCGCAGCUCGACGUGGUAUUUUCAUCCGGUCCCUCCCACUAUAAGAGCUAGUUAUGCUUAGGCAUACGUAUUCUAGAGAUGCCAUUGCAGCUCGACGUGAUUUUUGAUCCGGCCAGGGCUAAUUUAAGGCCAACAAACCGUAAACCGAAAACUGUGGAGCUCAUAAUAUUAAUCGUUAUGUUUUUUUUUGAACUUGUACAAUACUUCUGGGUAGUAUCUAUCGAUUUACCAAAGAUUUUUCAAAUCGGAAUAUUAUUUCACUAUUAUAAAGGACAUUGACGUGAACGAAAAAUGUUUAUAUGGGCUAGAAUAAAUUUGCACGGCGUCAAAUUCCCGUAGCAGAAUUAAUAUAUUUGAAAGUUGCUUAGCACUCACGUCUUUAGAGUUUAUUUUUGUUUUACUUUGCGUCUACAGUUUUAUACAUUAUAUAAAUGCAUAAUAAAUCAAAUUUAAUCAAUCAACCAUAUCUAAAAUUAAAAUUUUAAAGGAUAUGGCAUAGCAACACCAAAAGGUUCCCCUUGGCGGGAUAAAAUUUCUUUGGCUAUACUUGAACUUCAGGAAAAGGG
Molecule: messenger RNA, 3272 nt
Organism: Drosophila eugracilis
Lineage: Eukaryota; Metazoa; Arthropoda; Insecta; Diptera; Drosophilidae
Gene: Ekar
Product: glutamate receptor ionotropic, kainate 2
Exons: 11
Coding region: 67-2310 (747 amino acids)
Biological process (GO): monoatomic ion transport
Cellular component (GO): plasma membrane; postsynaptic membrane
Molecular function (GO): glutamate-gated receptor activity
Source: RefSeq, a predicted model, not a curated record